Lemur catta (Ring-tailed lemur) is the source of this 2320-nucleotide messenger RNA. RefSeq names its product chromosome 2 C6orf141 homolog (gene C2H6orf141). The record is from RefSeq and is a predicted model, not a curated record. Bases 398 to 979 code for a protein of 193 amino acids. Lineage: Eukaryota; Metazoa; Chordata; Mammalia; Primates; Lemuridae. The transcript has 3 exons.
UGUGGAAAGCAAAUACUUUGGGGCAUUGCGGGGGAGCGCAGUGCGAAGGUGUCUUUUGCGAAGGGCGGCUGGGAAACCAGGAUAGAGCUGAGAAGUAACCAUGUAAAUGACAAAGGGAACCGGGCUAGGACAGGGUAGGACGGAGAAGAGGAGCGACCGGCGUUCCUGCCGGGCAUUCUGUCUUUGAAAGACGGAAAACCUCGAGGUGGACGAGGCCGAGAGUGGAGGUGGAAGAGGCGCGCGCCGGCACCGAGUCCCCUGGGGCUGACCCCGUCCCCUGCUCUCCGGGGCGGGGAGUCCCCUGCCGGCCGCGGAGGCCACACCCAGCGCCCGCCGGCCCCGCGCUUUCCAGAGCUCAGCAGGAACUUGCUGCUUGAACCCGUCCGAGAAGGAACGAAUGAAUGACCCUUUGGGCAGGAUGGGGACUCCUGGGCCCCAGGGAGCUGCGAAUCCCACGGACUGGCCCCGCAGCCGGGGGCGCGCCGGCUCCUCUCCGCGCGAAGUGGGGCGCGGGGCUCCCCGGGCCCAGGGCGGCGGCCACGGGGACCGGGCGGCAGGUCGCACCCCCGGACCGCGAGCCAGAGAGAAUUUGGACCGUGACUCCUGGGUCAGAGAGAAAGUGCUCUUUCUUCUGCACCCAGAGAGGUGGUUGGGGACUCAAGGGGACCCUGCACGGGACGGGGUGGCCGGCGGGGAGGACCUUCUUCCAGCGAGCGGAAACCAUCACGACCAGGGACCCAACUGCCCUUCUGCUGGUUUUCAGCGAGAAAAGCGAAUUCCUGGCGGGCAAGCGGCCGCUCCCCGCACAGCCCCGCCGCGGGUCCCCGCAGCCCCCGCCGCUAAACCAGUGCUCGUGCGGGUCGUGGAUUAUCAGGUGACGCAAGAAGUGCUGCAGACCGCGUGGACGAAGGGGCGCGUGACCAGGAGGACCGAGGAACAUUCCAUGACCGCGGUCACUUUUCGCGCCGGUAGAGAGUGAGGCAGGCUGUGUGGCAGCGGGACCCCUGCCCAACCCCGGGCCCUCCAGGCACCGAGAGGGGCGCCCGCGUCCGCCCUCGCAGAGGAGUUUCGCCGUCUCCGGCGACACGAUGCCCGAAGGCGCUUAAACUCGAAAGAGGAGCGCGAGGAACGUUCGGGUCCAGUGGAUGAGCGAUAAUCCUUAAAAGAAAAUGCCAUCACGGGAACCCCAGCCUGCAAUUAGCCGACAGAAGGGACCUUUUAAGACGCUGGCGCGGCGCUUCGGGGAAGCAGAUGACACCCAGGACAGCUUGAAGAACUUCUUUAGUAGCUGGCCUAGUUGGAGCUCUUUGAGAAGCAAUGCAGCCCUCCAGAGGUGAACUGCUUGACCUUACCACUAUUGAAGGAGUAUUUGGUUCCUUCAAGAAUUAACAAAACAAGUGGGACUCUGGCUUUUGAUGAGUAAAGGGUUGAAGAGUGCCUCCUAUCCUUGUCCUUCUCCUUUGCCCUUAUUUUUAUUUUAGAGGUUGAACUGUCCUCAAAAGAUCAUCUGAUCCACCUCCUGGCAGGCCAGAUAGGUUUUCCUGAACCAAGCAGAACCCUGUCCUUUGAGGAGCCUGAGGAAUCUUUUCUCAUUCACAAGUGUCUUGGGAGUGCAUCCAAAGUGAAACUCUGAAAAUCUCUGAGAGUGGCUGGGUCUUAGCUCUUUGAUCUUACCUCCACCUCACCGAAAAAAUAUGAUCAUUUAAAAUUGUGUUAGAUGGAUGAAUCACAUCAAAAACUUCCAGAAGCCACCUGGCCGCUCAAGUGACCCAGUGACCAUAAGACAUGUAAGUGUCACGUGACCACCAUGGAUCAGGCAAGUGUCCCCAUCUCUUAAAACCCUUUGUCCACAACCAUAAUCACCUUUGAAAUUCAUUACAUUUGACUUGCUGCUUUUAUUCUUGGACACUACCAGCACUUGGAGAUUAAACUUGAUGUGGCUCUUUGCUUUAAAAAAAAAACAAAAGAAGAAGAAGAAAGGAAGAAAAAGCUUUUGUUAAAAGAAUAAGUUAUACUCACUGCAGAAAAAUUUGGGAUUUUUGGGAGGCAAAAGAAAAGUAGAAUAAAGGAAACAAAAACUUGCCCACUACCAAAAAUCUCUCUUAAUGUUUGGUUAUGUUUCAAGUCUGGUUUUAUUUUAUUCUAUUUUUGUGUCUCUCUAUAAAAAUAUAUACAUAUACUUUUCUAAUCAUAAACUAUAUUAAAUAGUGUAACCUCUGUAUAUUUUCUUGGUAUUGUGUUUAUAUUAACUAAGCUCUGCUCAGUGUGUGGUUUAUGAACCCAGCAACAUGUGUAUCUUCAAGAAAGUUUUUAGAAAUGA